Messenger RNA from Didymodactylos carnosus, 1326 nucleotides. The record is from the annotation of a GenBank genome assembly. NCBI's taxonomy places the organism in Eukaryota, Metazoa, Rotifera, Eurotatoria, Philodinida, Philodinidae.
AUGGAUAAUCAAAGAUCAGAUCAAAAUACGUCUUCGAGUAACGUGGAUCUUGAUGAAUGUCAGAAAUGUCACCUGAUUGAAAAAGAACAACCAGUAUAUAGUAUCGAACGUGAUCUUUUUCGUCAAGAUGAUUCAAUGUUGCAAUCGUAUUAUGUGGUAGAUGAAUAUAAUAAUGACUCUCAGCCGUUAGUUCGAUGUGUCUUAGCAGACUGGGGUUGUUUGGAGCAGGUGGCAGAAUGUCAACUCCAUGAUCAUUAUUCAAGUGAAAUUCAUAAACGAUGCCUCUUGGCAAGUAUUCAUUAUCAUGUUAUGAUAUCUCACUUAGAUCAAGAUCCGAACACACAGACUGACGUUGAGCAAUCUACCAUCAUGAUGAGCGAUACGGAUGUGGCUUCAUCAUCAAUAAAAUGCGACAAGACCGUACAAUCAGUGAAUGAGUUAUAUGAAAAACAUAAUAAAUUGUAUGAAACUAUGGCUAUUCUAACUGACGGCAUCCAGACGUAUUUGGACGAUACAACAAGACUGACUAAUGAGCUCUCUAACAUAAAGCCUAUUGUUGAUACUUAUCGACAAGAGUUGAUGAAAUUUAAACAAUCAGAGCAAGAACAAGCUGCGCCAGUUAAUGAAAUACAAAUGAAUCAACAAAUAAUGCAACAAAAUUUGACGGAAUUAUCACAGAUUAUAGAGAAUGUACAGUCAACAUCAUAUGAUGGAACGUACAUUUGGAAAGUGAAAAAUGUUAGAGAGUUGAUGCUACGUGCGCAAUCCAAACAUCAACCGAGUAUUUAUUCGCCACCAUUCUAUUCAUCUCCUACAGGAUACAAAAUGUGCAUGAGAUUAUAUUUGAAUGGUGAUGGUAUUGCUCAAAGUACACAUAUUUCUCUCUUUUUUGUUGUGAUGCGAGGGGAGUAUGAUGUAAUCUUAAAAUGGCCAUUUCAUUUCAAAGUCACCUUUUGUCUGCUCGAUCAAUCGGGACAACAACGACACAUUAUCGAUUCAUUUCGUCCCGACACAAAAUCUGACUCAUUUCAAUUACCUAAAACACAAAUGAAUAGUGCAUCGGGUAUACCGAAAUUCUUUCCAUUAUCAAUGAUACAGCAAGAAGGAAGUGAUUAUUUAAAAGAUGACACCAUGUUUAUUAAAUGUAUCGUAAACUUUAAUGAUUUUCCAAAACUGAUGUUGCCAUAUUCAUUGAGUCUGAAUCCGGGUCUACCCGAUGAAGUUCAAAAACAAAUGAUCAACAGUGAAUUAGAACGACGACAGCAACAAUAUAAUCAGCAGACAAUUGGGACAUCAGCACCAAAAUGCGCAAACUCAUGCGCUUAA